Messenger RNA from Punica granatum (pomegranate), 2517 nucleotides. NCBI's taxonomy places the organism in Eukaryota, Viridiplantae, Streptophyta, Magnoliopsida, Myrtales, Lythraceae. The record is from RefSeq and is a predicted model, not a curated record.
ACACUUGCCCUCUUCAACCCCACCACACCACUCCUGAUUUGAGAGUAAGACAAUAUCUUCCCCCUCCUCCUCCUCCUCCUCCUCUUCUCUCUCUCUCUUUCUCUGUGUUUCAGUAUGGAAAUGGACCAGUCAAGAAGGCAGAUGGAGUUGAAUAAGCAUCAUCAGAUGAUGGAAGAAGCUGCUGAAGAAGAAGAAGAGGCCACUCUUGAUUGGAGAGGCAGACCCUCCGAUCCUAGCAAGCAUGGUGGCAUGAGAGCUGCCUCCUUCCUUCUUGGGCUGCAGGCGUUUGAGAUAAUGGGGAUAGCGGCGGUGGGCAACAACCUCAUAACCUACGUGAUCAAUGAGAUGCACUUCUCCCUCUCCAAGUCAGCCAACACCGUCACCAACUUCGUCGGCACCAUCUUCAUCCUCGCCCUUCUCGGCGGCUUCCUAUCCGACUCCUACCUCGGCUGCUUCUGGACCAUCCUCAUCUUCGGCUUCCUUGAGCUCUCCGGUUUUAUAUUGUUGUCGGUGCAAGCGCACUUGCCCCAGCUCAAACCACCGAAAUGCGACAUGAUGCACCCCGGAGUCGAUGAGCCAUGCAUCGAGGCCAAGGGGUUCAAGGCCCUCAUAUUCUUAGUGGCACUCUACUUGGUAGCCCUAGGGAGUGGGUGCGUCAAGCCCAACAUGAUAGCUCAUGGGGCCGACCAGUUCAACACCAACAGCCCCAAGCAGGCUAAGCGGCUCUCCUCCUACUUCAACGCUGCCUACUUCGCCUUCUCCCUCGGCGAGCUCUUCGCCCUGACCGUCCUAGUCUGGGUCCAGACGCACUCCGGGAUGGACGUCGGGUUCGGGGUUUCCGCCGCUGCCAUGGCCAUGGGGUUGAUCAGCUUGGUGUCGGGGACUUUCUAUUACCGUAAUAAACGCCCUCGUGGAAGUAUCUUCACGCCGAUCGCUCAGGUUUUUGUGGCAGCAAUACGAAAGAGGAAUUUGGAUCUUCCAUCAAACACACAAAUCCUUCACGGAAGCCAAGACAAUGUGCCAAAUAACAAAAGCAAUGGUGGCAACCUUUUACACACCGAAAGGUUCAGGUUCUUGGACAAGGCAUGCAUCAAGACACAAGACCAGGCAAAGGCAACGGAGAGCCCAUGGAGGCUAUGCACAGUGACCCAAGUGGAGCAAGUGAAGACACUCAUCUCAGUCAUCCCAAUCUUUGCAUGCACAAUAGUGUUCAAUACCAUCUUAGCCCAACUUCAAACCUUCUCAGUCCAGCAGGGCAGCUCCAUGGACACCCACCUCACCUCCUCCUUCACCAUCCCCCCUGCCUCCCUCCAGUCCAUCCCUUACCUCCUCCUCAUCCUCCUCGUCCCCCUCUAUGAUCGCCUCUUCGUCCCCUUCGCCCGACGCCUCACCGGCCACGAGUCGGGGAUCUCCCCGCUCCUCCGCAUUGGCCUCGGCCUCUUCCUCGCCACCUUCUCCAUGAUCGCCGCCGCCCUCAUGGAGAAGAAGAGGAGGGAUGCCGCCGUGAGGUCGGGCCACGUCCUCUCCAUCUUCUGGAUCACGCCUCAGUUCCUCAUCUUUGGGCUGUCAGAGAUGUUCACAGCGGUCGGGCUUAUCGAGUUCUUCUACAAGCAGUCCCUCAAGGGGAUGCAGGCCUUCCUCACCGCCAUCACCUAUUGCUCGUACUCGUUCGGGUUCUACUUUAGCUCGGUGUUGGUGUCACUGGUGAACAAUGUGACCUCGUCGGGCAAUGGCGGCGGGUGGCUGAGGGACAAUGAUCUGAACAAGGACAGGCUUGAUCUCUUCUACUGGCUGUUGGCAGUUCUCAGCUUCCUUAACUUCCUCAACUACCUCUUCUGGUCGAAGUGGUUCUCUUACAAUCCAUCCACAAUCAGUUCAUUGGUCUCACAAAACAACAAAGAAGUCAACUGUGAGGAGGGCUUGAUGAUGGCCAGCAACCCUAACAACAUGAUGAUCAAGAGAGUUGGGGGGAAUGAUAAUUAUCACAGUAUGCCAUAAUAAUAAUUUUUAAUUAUAAUUAAUUAUUAGGUAAGUUUUUUUUUUGGGGGUUUUGCCAAAUAGAAUAUUCAUGUAACAAAAGCAUAUAGUAAUCAUGAUGGAAGCAUGAUGUCAUAUAUAGCUCGAGAGGGGAGGAACCAUAUAUUAACCCUCGACCAAGGAUUUAGAAGUUUGCAUCAUUGAGGAAGGUGAUGCCCGUGCAGACCGGAUCACUGACUUCGAUCAAACUCUUGAUCAUGUUGGAACUUAGUUCGAUUCUCUCGCUUGGUGCUCCGAUGCAAUGUAACAUGUAACGACUUUUCGGGGUUUUAAUUAGCUGGCCCCUUCCAUGACUCGAAUAAAGAAGGAAAGAGAAGGAAAUUGGCAUACAUGUACACCAAUAAACCAAUGUAUCUCUCUGUGCAGUGCCCUAGCUAUAGGUAACUACUGGCUAGCUCCUAUGUUGCUCCCAUCAAUGGUGGAGUUUAAUUUGAAGGGAUUGAUGAGCACCUCAGCUUUUUGGCCGAUUGACUUGAUAAA